Hylaeus anthracinus is the source of this 4118-nucleotide messenger RNA. It is a transcript of the gene PKD, whose product is annotated as serine/threonine-protein kinase D3. Gene Ontology annotation, biological process: protein phosphorylation. Gene Ontology annotation, molecular function: ATP binding; protein serine/threonine kinase activity. The coding region runs from base 157 to 2751 and encodes 864 amino acids. The record is from RefSeq and is a predicted model, not a curated record. The transcript is spliced from 12 exons. Lineage: Eukaryota; Metazoa; Arthropoda; Insecta; Hymenoptera; Colletidae.
UGUGUCAGGCAUGGAUUUGAUGGUACUCGGUGACACUUGUGGGAUCUGUUAUCACGCUAAUUAUGUUCUGUCGACAUUAAUUUGAUCGGAAAGAAAGCAGCUACCUUGAUAACAGCAUCUUCCGCCGAUUAACUCGAAUAUAAUAAUACAGAUAACAUGGAGGGACCAGAAGUAACAUUCUUAUUUCAAUUUGGUUUGACUCGUGACACUGUUACAGUUAACAGCAGCACGUUAACUCUUAAGGUCCUCAAAGAAUUUGCCUGUGACUUUAUAAAUGCCAAGUGUCCAGAGCACGGUUUAAAUCAUUUGUUCGAACGAUUGCUUUUAUUUAAACAUGAUUAUAAUUCCACUAAUAUUCUACAACUCAUAACUAAUGCAACUGAAGUUGUAGAUGAAACAUUAGUGGAAAUUGUCUUAACUGCACAAGUGCCAAACGAAGAAGUUCCCAUUCGUCCCCAUGCUUUAACAGUUCAUUCAUAUAAAGUUCCAACAUUCUGCGAUUUUUGUGGAGAAAUGUUAUUUGGUCUUGUUCGGCAAGGUCUAAAAUGUGAAGGUACAUAUAUAAUACAAAAUAUAAUGAUUCCAUCGUGUCGGUUAAUUAAAGCGGUAUUGUCUAAUGGACACAAUAAUUUCGAUGCAUUUUACUUUUCAGGUUGUGGAAUGAAUUAUCACAAAAGAUGCGUUAUUAAGAUUCCUAAUAAUUGCUCACAUGAUGUCAGUCAGAGAAGGCGUAGUUCAGCAAUGCUGAAUGUACCCAGAUCUCCGAGUCAAGGAUCUACUAGUAGUUUGACCAGCAUUAGCGAUGAUAAUCAUAGUACAAAUAAUACGCCGAAUGUGAGCCAAAAUAAUAGUACUUUGACAAUACCAAGUAUAAUGGCUCCAAAACAGUCCCGCUCUCCUUCGCUAGGCGGAAGACCUGUAUGGGUUGAACGAGAACUUGCAGCACGUAUAAAGAUUCCGCAUACGUUUGUAGUACACACGUAUACUAGACCAACUGUAUGCGGACACUGUAAAAAGUUACUAAGAGGUUUAUUUAAACAAGGCCUACAGUGCAAAGAUUGUCAGUAUAAUGCACACAAGAAGUGUAUUGAAAAAAUACCUAAAGACUGUACAGGAGAAAAUCCACGCGACAAUACAGGUAAUGAAUAUCCAGACAGCGGUGUUGGCAGUGAACCUGAAGGUAAAUGCGAUGGUAGAAACGAAGAAGGUGACGGUGAUAGCGAUGCCGAAUCUCCAUCACCCCCUCAACAUUCCUCAUUCACAAGAGAUGAACCAAAGGCAUCUGAGGAUUAUACUGAUCAAAUUCCAAGCAAUGAUGAUAUUAUUUACGACGAAUUUCAAAAAUCAAGACCAUCGAGUUGCAGUUCCACACCAAGCAAUAAUAUUCCUUUAAUGCGUAUAGUGCAAAGCGUAAAACAUACGAAACGACGUGGUUCGAAAGUGUUAAAGGAGGGUUGGAUGGUACAUUUUACAAAUCGUGAUCCAAUGAGAAAGAAACACUAUUGGCGUCUCGAUACAAAAGCCAUAACGUUGUUUCAAAGUGAAAGUAGUUCCAAGUAUUACAAAGAAAUUCCAUUAGUUGAAAUAUUAUCAAUCGAAACUGCUAAGACAUCCCGUUCGAACACAAUGCAUUGUUUUGAGUUAAAAACUGCCAAUAUUGAUUAUUACGUCGGAGAAGAUACUUCGUAUGGAGAUAAUUGCAGUCAAGUUUCUCCUCCAGAAAGUGGUAUUGGAGCUCAUAUAGCUAGAUCAUGGGAAACUAGUAUUAGACAAGCUCUUAUGCCUGUAACCACUAUAUCAAGCAAUCAGGAACAAUCUACGGAACCAGAGGAAAAUAUUACAGAUAUGUCUCAAUUAUACGAGAUCUUUCCAGAUGAAGUUUUGGGCUCUGGUCAGUUUGGUACUGUGUACGGAGGUGUUCAUCGUAAAAGCGGUCGAGCAGUUGCCAUAAAAGUUAUCGAUAAGUUACGUUUUCCUACGAAGCAAGAAGCACAACUCAAAAAUGAAGUUGCUAUUUUGCAGAAUCUUUCGCAUAGCGGAGUUGUUAAUUUAGAGCGAAUGUUUGAAACUCCCGAACGAAUAUUUGUCGUUAUGGAAAAAUUGAAAGGCGACAUGUUAGAAAUGAUACUGAGCUCGGAACGUGGCCGUCUUAGCGAAAGAGUAACUAAAUUCUUAAUUACGCAAAUAUUGGUAGCGUUGAAACAUUUGCAUAGCAAGAAUAUAGUACAUUGCGACUUAAAGCCAGAAAACGUUUUGCUAAGCAGCGACAGUGAGUUCACACAAGUAAAACUGUGCGAUUUUGGUUUCGCAAGAAUUAUAGGAGAAAAAAGCUUUAGAAGAAGCGUUGUCGGCACUCCAGCAUAUUUAGCACCCGAAGUUUUAAGAAAUAAAGGUUACAAUCGAUCUUUAGAUAUGUGGAGCGUCGGUGUGAUUAUUUACGUGUCUUUAAGCGGUACAUUCCCAUUCAACGAGGAAGAAGAUAUUAACGAACAAAUUCAAAAUGCUGCCUUCAUGUAUCCACCUAUUCCUUGGCAAGAGAUAUCUUCCGAUGCAAUUGACUUAAUUAAUAAUUUGUUACAAGUUAAGCAAAGAAAACGUUAUACCGUAGAUAAGAGUUUGCAACAUACGUGGCUUCAAGAUUAUCAAACAUGGUGCGAUUUACAAGAAUUAGAAGCAAAAGUAGGAUAUCGUUAUUUGACUCACGAAAGCGAUGAUGCUCGGUGGCUAGCGUAUAGUAAUCAGCGCACAUGACAGAACUCUCCGCCUAUUUUAAACAUCGAAACAUUGCCAAAUAAUUUGUCGAUACAUAAAGGCUGGGCUCGCAGUGCUCGAGCCACAUUGCGGCGUCUUAUUCGUGCCUGACUUGAACAAGUAUACAAAAGGGAGUACAAUUUUAUCUUUCAUUUUAAAUGUUAGAUUAUCGAUAAUAAUCAACACAUCAUUGGUGAGCGUAUCUUCCAAGAUAUUUUAUAUAGAAAAUAAGAAUCUUACUUAAUUAUAAACAUGUCGAUCAGACUGCAAUAUGUAAGAUAACACACAUUGAGUAAAAAAUUGUAGAAAGAAGCAGCAGCAAUGUUUAUAUAAAAAUGUCAAGAGGAACUUUAAUACCAAACUUGAAUACGUUUCAAUACUGUGAAAUUUCAUUACAAUUAACAAAUAACAAAAUAUACUUCAGUAUAUGCUACACACAUAAUACAGUAGUAACAUUUACAACAAUUAUUUCUUUUAUUAAGAUAUAAGUAAUUGUUUAAUGCUCUUUUAUUACUUAAAUAUAUUUCUUAACGCAUAAUAACAUUUUAUAAAUAGUAUAUAAGAGCUAAUUUCUUAAUAUAAACGAUACAAAGUAUUUUUCAGCUUGAUAUAGAAUUCAAAUGAUAGCAUGUUUUACAAAUGCACAAAUAUUGCUUAAACUUAGUGGAAGUACGUAAAUCUUUUGGAAUUUCUCUGGAAUUAAUAGUAGGGUUAGAUUAUUAUAGAAGGUACUGGAAGGAACCUUGAAACUCUUAGAUUUUCAUAGAUAAGACUAAUCUAUACAAAGUUGUUUCGCAUAAAAUCAAAGUAACUUUUUCGCAUUUUCUCUAAAAAGUGUCUGAUUUUAGAAUUAAAAGCUUCGAUGUCUAUAAAUCGUGUCUGUUUUCUCAAUAAUAUAAAUUUGCUAGAAGAAUCUAUAAAUAACAAUAAAUUCUGAAUUACUUACACUUGUGUGAUAAAAAAUAUUAAAUAAGAUCAAAGUAUUUAUAAUAUAAAUAAACAGUAGUCUUCUAAUGCUUCCAACUUUAUAUAAUACAAUGAAUUAUGCGAAUAUUCAUCUCUAUGAGAGGAAAAAAAGUUAAUACUUAAAUAAGUGCAUUUCAGAUAAUUGGAAAUUUAUCAUAAAUAUAAUCGCUAUUGUGAUAAAUUGUGUGUUGUAAACUAGUAAGCAAAAAUUGUUGAAUCUCUUCGAUUAUUGCUUGACAAGUUAUUUUAGAUAUAUUGAAUUUUCUAUUUUAUUGUUGACCGACAUUUUUUACGAUAAUUAUUCUAUUAUUUGAAACAAAGAACAUUCCAGAAACGACUUAGAAAAGAUAAACUGAUAUCUGAUGAACUAUAUAUACUCAUGCAUAUUUUUUUAAUGCGUU